AUGAAGGGCGAAAGAGAAAUCAGCAAAGCUUCAUUUAAAUACAAAAUUUCUGUGGAUACACUAAGAUCUCAAAAAUCAUAUUAUUCACCCCCAUUUGCUACGUCGGAAAAUAUGUUUUGGCAACUAAAAUUUGAUUUGGAAUGCCAGGAAAAUUUAGGUUAUUGUUCUCUGUGGCUUGUAGCCUUGGCAAAUCCACAAGAGAAUGUUUCUACAGACAUUUGGUCGGAUAGGAGUGAAUAUUCCGCUACUUGUUUUAUGAAAAACCCAUAUAAGGAAAUGAACUUUGGGAAAUUAGAAAACUAUAAUAUUAGAUCUUGUCUCUAUGGAUUUGCAAAAUUUAUCGAAAGGAAUAAGCUUCCAAAAGAAGGCGAAGUGACAAUCGGUGUUCGAUUUAAUAAAAUAAUAUUUUCAUCGGAAAGAUCCACUCAAAUCUUUCCUUCACCUGAAUUUCCGCCUGAACUCAUUAAAGUAUGGAAGUCAGAAUGCAAUAAAAGCACAAUUUCAGACGUACAAUUUAAUUUUCCAAACCAUGAUAAUAAAUGUGUAUACGCUCGUAGUACCAUUCUUACCGAACGAUCUGAAUACUUUAAAGCAAUGUUACAGCGAGGGGUUUGGAAUGAAUCACAUAUAUCAGAGUCAGAUGAUGAUGCUAGAACAAAUGAUGUUAAGAUACCUAUAGAAAGGACGUCAGAAAAAAUCUCAGAACGGCGCGAGAAAUUGUCAACCUUUGGAAAAUUGUCAGAUGCUUACAAGUCGUUUAGAUCUAAACGGUAUAGAAAGAAAAAAGACUAUGCAGCGAAAAUGGACAUUUCGUCACAGGAGAUACCGACGUCAAUCAUUAGUACUUCUAUUAUGGAAGAAUCGCCAAUUACUUCUUUUGUACAAAUAACUAACCUUAACACUUCAUCAACUUCUUUACCGCAAGAAACAAAUAAUGUCACAACUAACAUGCCUUCAUCAAAUGAUGCAAUUGACGCACCUGCAACAGAUGAUAAAUUUAAUGCAUCGCAAAAAACAAAUAUCAUACCGUUGCCAACAUUGGAGCUACCACAAACCCCUUUAACACCUAUUUCUUCACAAUUUACUGCACCACAUUCAUCUACAACUACUCUUCCUUCUUUCCCACCCAUAGAAACAAAACCAUUUACUGACAAAAUAGUGAAAAAAUACAUAAUUACUAUACCAGAUGUUCACCCCGAAACUUACAAAUAUUUUCUUCGUUACCUCUAUACAAAUGAUAUUAAAUUUUAUUCAUCGCCGGCUUAUCAUCGUACACCUUGGGAUUUUUUUAAGAUAGCUGAUAAGUAUCUUGUAAAUGAAUUAAGAGAUUUGGCAAAAGCAAGGAUAUUAAGAGAAUUGACUCCAAAUAAUGCCAUAGACAUGUUUUUUGGAAUCGAUUUGUUAUGGGAAGAUAUGAAAGAGCUUUUACUUAACUAUUUGGUUAGAAAAUGGGAAUCUGUCAAA
Molecule: messenger RNA, 1464 nt
Organism: Cetraspora pellucida
Lineage: Eukaryota; Fungi; Glomeromycota; Glomeromycetes; Diversisporales; Gigasporaceae
Source: the annotation of a GenBank genome assembly